CCUACUGCGCAUGUGCACAUGAGAGCGUGCGAAUGUCGACGGUGUAGUUUCUCGUCCCUUACUACAGGCGACUCCGUUCGAGUCCUGACAGUGCUACCUUUCACAAGUGUAUACAUUGUCAUACACGUUCGAUUCGAAAUAGACACCAGAACAUGGCGACAUUUCUGAGGGUCAUCAAUUUCUCUAAGCAGCUCCGCGGCUUUCGUGUUGCGUGGAUUCACCCAUUGCCUCAACACACGCAGCUUCCUAUCAUCAGUGAUGCAACUAAUAAGUGCUUUCCAUUAACAUCUGAAAUUGAAGGCUGUAGGAGAAUUAUCCAUCUGUCAGCUUCAAGACUGGAAGAGCACCUCUCUCAGGACAAAAAUGAAUUGUCAGAGGCAGCCUAUGAGAAGCUGGCUGAUGAGACGCUGGAUGCACUGGCUGAUUACUUUGAAGACUUAAUGGAUGAACCUUUCACUGGACCAGACUAUGAUGUUGUGCUCUCUAGUGGUGUGCUGACGGUACAAGUGGGUGGUCACCAUGGAACCUAUGUCAUCAACAAGCAAACGCCAAACAGACAGAUUUGGUUGGCAUCUCCAACAAGUGGACCAAAACGCUACGAUUGGACAGGUCGUGGUUGGGUCUAUAGUCAUGAUGGCAUCAGCCUGCACCAACUCCUGUCUGAAGAGUUUUCUACCAUCUUCAAAAAGAACAUGGACCUCUUUGGCCUGCCCAAGUCCUGAGACCACAAGGCUUAUAUUGUCCUGUUAUCGUUAGAGUUCUAAGGACAGCAAAUAAGAGUAUUUAAUGCCAUCCUUGAUUUGAGCAUCUGUUUAUAAUCAGUCAGCAGUAUUCAUAAGAGUUGUCAUUAUCUAGAUGCUGCCAAGUGUAUUUUAAGUACCGUAUUUUCCGCACUAAAAGGCGCACUGGAUUAUUAG
Molecule: messenger RNA, 917 nt
Organism: Hippocampus comes (tiger tail seahorse)
Lineage: Eukaryota; Metazoa; Chordata; Actinopteri; Syngnathiformes; Syngnathidae
Gene: fxn
Product: frataxin
Exons: 6
Coding region: 153-722 (189 amino acids)
Biological process (GO): intracellular iron ion homeostasis; iron incorporation into metallo-sulfur cluster
Cellular component (GO): mitochondrion
Molecular function (GO): iron chaperone activity; 2 iron, 2 sulfur cluster binding; ferroxidase activity
Source: RefSeq, a predicted model, not a curated record